Paraglomus occultum is the source of this 477-nucleotide messenger RNA. The record is from the annotation of a GenBank genome assembly. NCBI's taxonomy places the organism in Eukaryota, Fungi, Glomeromycota, Glomeromycetes, Paraglomerales, Paraglomeraceae.
AUGCCACUUAUCUUGGAAAUUAUUCCCGGUUCAUUUAUUGCUUCACAUUUAAGGAAGAACAGAAAUGCUACAGACGACGAUAUCAUUAAGGCAUACCAGAAACAACAAGGGUUCUAUCUUCUGCUUGUGCGAUCGCCGCCUAUGGCCGGAAAGACUUCGCUGGCACAACUGUUAGAACAAUAUCUUCUUCGAGACGAUGGUGUCCGUGCAUACACGAGGCUUGAGCAUCUGAGGAAUGAUGAAAAAUUGCUUUGUGAUAAUGUGUUUCGAUAUAUUCUGUUCAUAUCAGGGAUGUCACAAGAACGCUGGGGAUCUACCAACAGGGCAACAGAAGCUCCCAAGGAUUUAAAAACCUUUCUCAUCGACACCUUUACUGUCAUGGACCCCCAGACACUACAGAACUCAUUCGGUGUUGGCAAAGACAAGCGGUUUCUAGAACGCACUUGGCAGAUGGAAUUCUACCGCGCUGCCACCCAA